UCUGUCAGUUGGAUGAUCUCGCGUCUGAAGUAUUGCAGCAUUUUGCAGUGGUUUACAAAUUCCUAAUAAUAAGCUCAAUCAUGUUGAUUAAAGUUAAGACUCUGACCGGCAAGGAAAUAGAAAUAGACAUCGAGCCUACGGAUAAAGUGGAUCGAAUUAAGGAGCGUGUAGAGGAAAAAGAAGGCAUUCCUCCGCAGCAGCAGCGAUUGAUAUUUUCUGGCAAACAAAUGAACGAUGAUAAAACUGCUCAAGACUAUAAAGUACAAGGCGGAUCUGUCUUGCAUUUGGUUUUGGCGUUGCGAGGCGGAUAUUCUUAAACGUUGAUGACUAGAACAACAUUUCUGAUCAUAGCGAUGCAGAAUAAGUUAGAUCCUGUGUCCAUUAUCGACGUUUGCUCUUAAUUAUUGCUUUAUUUUGUAUCGAAGGAAUGAAAUGAUAUAAAACAAUUAUAGGGUAGAA
Molecule: messenger RNA, 459 nt
Organism: Anopheles coustani
Lineage: Eukaryota; Metazoa; Arthropoda; Insecta; Diptera; Culicidae
Gene: Nedd8
Product: NEDD8
Exons: 3
Coding region: 81-317 (78 amino acids)
Biological process (GO): protein neddylation; modification-dependent protein catabolic process; regulation of proteolysis
Cellular component (GO): nucleus; cytoplasm
Molecular function (GO): ubiquitin protein ligase binding; protein tag activity
Source: RefSeq, a predicted model, not a curated record